This is a messenger RNA of Struthio camelus australis, 1701 nucleotides long. The record is from RefSeq and is a predicted model, not a curated record. Lineage: Eukaryota; Metazoa; Chordata; Aves; Struthioniformes; Struthionidae.
GUCUCCCAGCCAACCCCUGCUUUCCUUCUCAGAGCCCGAUCCUGCAGAAUAACAAAAAAACCUUUGCUGAUGGGUGGUUUUUGUUGCAGGCACUCGGUGUGCUGCUUCUCUGCCAAAGCGAACUCCCGGGCCUUUCUCACUGCCUUUGUGUCAAAAGUUAAGCGCAUCAACGGGAGGUACGAGAGGUUUCUGGAAAGGACGUUUCCCCGCUUCUAUGUGUUGUACGCGACUUUCACAAAAGGAGUUCAAGUGCUGUUUCUGGAAGUAAAAGAAAUAAGAAAGAUCAAGUUAAAAAUGUCCCGUCAGAGACUGAAUUUUCAUCAGCUUCCCUACAGGGAGAUGGAGAGGCUGAGACAGUUUCGCAGGGACCUGAUCAAGGCCAUUCCUAUCGGGGUUAUCGCCAUUCCGCCUUUUGCCAACUUCUUGGUCAUAGUCCUGAUGUAUUUCUUCCCAAGACAAUUCCUGAUCCGCUACUUCUGGACUCCACAGCAACAGAUUGAGUUCCUGGACGCUUACCACGCUAUCCGGAGAGAAGCGUAUUCGGACGUGGUAAAGAGCUUAGCUCUGGCAGCACGGUCCCUGCCUGAGCCGCGGCUGCAAGAACAGCUGCAGGAGCUCUGCACCCAGGUGCAGCGAGGUUCCCAACCACGCGUGGCUGAACUCUAUGCUGUGAGAGGCUUGUUUUCGGGGUCUCCCUUGGGCCUGAACAAGCUCCGUGUGUCCCACGUGAAAGCCCUAAGCCAUGUCCUGUUCCUGACCCCUCACUUGCCGGCCUUGCUCCUGAGAUACCGCCUGCGGAGCCACGUCUUGGAGAUCCGGCACCUGGACCGUGCCAUGCUGCGGCUGGGGCUGAGCGAGCUCUCCGAGGAGGAGAUGAAAGCGGCUUGUUACCUCCGUGGCCUGAACUCCACUCACCUCAGCGCGUCCGAGUGCAGAGCGUGGCUGGAGCAGUGGCUGGGGCUGUCCUGCAAGCUGCAAGCUUCCGAGGCCUCUCUCUUGGCAAACAGCAUGGUCUUACUCUCCCUCAACUACGUCAGGGCCAAGGAAUGAGAGCAGAGUCCCCGGCUGCGAACCCUCACCUGUGGCAUUGCGCGUGGACUUCCGAUCCCCGCCCGUCUCUGGUACUUGUUGGCUUUGACGAAGCGGAGAUCCUUUUUGCAGCGUGGAACGACAGCCCGGAGUCGGGGAGAAGGGCCCUGCGCUCCCUCGCGUCCACAGACACUCACGAAAGCACUGCCGCACAGACGAAUGCGGGGCUCGCUCCCUUCUCUGCUGGAGGUGAGCCCACCUCGCGGCUUUCCCAGUGCCCUGCGCGACCCACCUCGAUGGCAGGAACGUGCUCUCAGGACAGCGGAGCAGGUUGGCGACGCUGCCGGGGCUGAGCACGGUCUCUGCCUUCUUUCGAUCACAGACAGCUCGUUCGGUGUCUGGGGUAGGUGGCUUUGCUGUUACAACUCUAAGUUGUGUCACUUUAGGUACCUUUUGCAGGGGAGAACAGGCAUCUCCUCUGGCUUUAAAAGCUUCCUCUUAGUAACUCGUAAUAGCGGGCUCUGUUCAGCUUGGGUUUUGCUGCACUACUCCACGGCAGAGCUCUCACAGAGGAAUUACAUGGUUUGUUUACUCUACUGAGCAGUCUUACAUAGAAAAAAAAAAAAAACUCCCUAAGUGAGAUUUAGACCCCAAAACCCUGUGCUGCCCUGC